UUCUCUCUCUCUCUCUCUCUGUCUCUCUCUCUCUCUCUCUCUCUCUCCCCUCUCUCAUACACACAAGUUAUAGCCUCAUCACUCACAGUAAGACUAUAAAGGCUUACUUUGGCUGAGGCCAGAGUAACCAGGGUGAGAGAGACACGCACACAUACACAAAACACAUUCAUAGAAAGAAGAAGGCAGACAGAAGAAGCACUGGAGACCCAGCUGGAGAUACACAAGAAAAGCAGCGGGACAGAGACGGAGAGAUCCUGUAGAAGAACAUUCUGAAUACGGUGGAUGCUGAUCCUGGCCCUUGCUUCUUGUGGACAAGAACACAACUAACCGGGCUCGUCGUCAAUGAGUGUGAUCAAGUCCUCGGCUUUCUGAUUGGAGUGCAGUUUCCAGCAGACGUCGUCCUUCUCCUCCUCAUCCUUGUCCACCACCGCGGCGCCAUACAUGGAGAAGAGCCGAGCCAUGUUUGCUGAGAAUUUUGGCUCGUUCAUGCACCCCCCCCACGACGAUGCACUCGGUCGCACUGGGACCACAGGGAACGUUAAGACCAUGGGAGACACAUAUCAGUUCACAGUGGAUGUCAGCGACUUCUCGCCAGAAGACGUCAUCGUCACCACCUCCAACAACCAGAUUGAAGUGCGGGCUGAGAAGCUGGCGGCAGACGGCACAGUGAUGAACACGUUUGCUCACAAGUGCCAGCUGCCAGAGGAUGUGGACCCCACCUCAGUGACCUCAUCUCUGGGGGGUGAUGGAGCACUAACAGUGAAGGCACGCCGGCACCCAGCCAAGCAUGAGCCUGCCCAGACCUUUCGCACAGAGAUUAAGAUCUGAGACUAAACUUCAGUCUUGCUGCUUCUCUAUUCCUGUCCAUCAGUGCACUGUCCUUCCAUUUGCCCCAUAUUAUUUAUUCCCCCAUCCACCUCAUGUUGUCUCCUCCCAUCUUUUGACUUGCCUCAUGAGCCUAAUCCUUAUACUACUGCCCAGACUAGUGUUUACUAACUGAGAUGAAGAAGAUGCUCCAUGUAGCAGCUUCACCUAGACUAACAAUGUCCAACCACGGUUCUGGAGAACCUCUGGACAGCUGAUCUUAUCUGCUGUCCCUUGCGCUUGGUUUUUGGGCUGUUUGACACUCCAGUUUAUUGUAGUCCUACUGCAGAAAAUUAAUUAUAUGUAGAAGUAUGUCCUGUUUUUGUGGAAUUAUUUCCUGUAUGAUCAAACACGUUUAACCCUCAAGUUGGGUAGCAGUCAAAUUUGACAUGUUUGCAAAUUUAAAGUAACUUAAAAAUGGUUUCUUUUAUCGGACUACCAUAAGGCUUCAUGACAUCCUCCACACUAGGCAUCUGAACAAAAAAAAACAAUGAUAAUUUCUUUAAUUGAAUUUUUCAUUCACAAUUUAUGAUGUGGUGUGUGCAAUUACAUCUGGCCCAUCAUAGGAAAUGAAUCGGUGAGAUAUAACAAAAAGAAAAAAGAACCAAAUGCCAUGGUCAGCAGAUUUACACACACACACAC
Molecule: messenger RNA, 1506 nt
Organism: Scleropages formosus (Asian bonytongue)
Lineage: Eukaryota; Metazoa; Chordata; Actinopteri; Osteoglossiformes; Osteoglossidae
Gene: hspb7
Product: heat shock protein family, member 7 (cardiovascular)
Exons: 3
Coding region: 442-828 (128 amino acids)
Biological process (GO): heart development
Cellular component (GO): cytoplasm; nucleus
Source: RefSeq, a predicted model, not a curated record